CGCAAGAUGAUGAUGAUGGAUUGAUUGAUCUGGUGUCCGACCCGUCCGACUCUCCUUGAACCGUUUAUUUCCUUCUUGUCAUUCCUUUUCGUUUGUCGAUGCGGCCCUCCCAAUGUUCCUCCGCCUGCUCCUCCGCCGCGUGCUGGCCGUGCUCGUCCCACUGGCCCUGACCAGCACCCUCUAUCUCUAUCUUUACCCGCUCUUUCAUGGCUGCGCAUUCCCUCUCCCCGACGACUCGCCCUCCCCAAUCCCUCUCCUCUCCAUCCCUCACCUUUCGCCCUCCUUCCUAACCACCCUCCGCGGUCACCUUUCUCCUUCCCUGUCCUCCGCCUCGCCCUCCGACUCCCCGAUCUUCCGCCUCCUUGUUCUCGCCGACCCCCAACUCGAAGGCGACUCCUCGCUCCCCAAACCCCACGAGCAGCUCCCGGCCCGCCUAUCCAACUACUACGCCGACCUGCGCUCCUCUCUCCGCACAAAACCCCCCUCCGCAACCCUCUCCACCCUCCGCUCUGUCCUCCGCUCCCUGGUCCACGACGACGUGCCUCGCGCAUUCCGCGCCGCGCGCAAACGUCUCGACCUCCUCGGAAAUGACUACUAUCUCGCACACAUCUACCGCACCCUGCACUGGUGGAGUGUACCCACCCAUGUCACGGUGCUGGGGGAUUUAAUAGGCAGUCAGUGGGUGAGCGAGGGGGAGUUUGAGGCCCGGGGGGAACGGUUCUGGGAGAGGGUGUUUCGGGGAGGUAAAAGGGUGGAGGAUCAUAUUUCCCAUGGGAUGGGGGUGGAGGUCCUGGGAGAGGAUGGAGGGUGGGACAAACGUGUUGUCAAUGUCGUGGGGAAUCAUGAUGUUGGGUAUGCGGGGGAUGUGAGUCGGGGGAGGAUCGAGAGGUUUGAGAGGGUUUUUGGGAAGGGGGAGUGGGAUGUUAAAUUCCGGUUGCCUUCCUCUUCCUCUUUAUCAGUGAAUGGAGAGGAGGGUGAAGAGAAAGAGGGAGAAUCUCCCACUAUCCACCUCAUCAACCUCAACAGUCUCAUUCUGGACACUCCCGCCCUGGAUCCGGAUAUCCAGGCCACCGCAUACGAGUACCUGAAUGGGUUGUUGGAUCAACGCAGUCCCCCCGUUACCGGGGACCGGAAUCGCACUUUCACGCUCUUAUUGACUCAUCUCCCCCUCCAUAAGAAGGAAGGGGUGUGUACAGAUGCGCCGUACUUUGCUUUCCAUGAGGAGGAUGACUCCCAAGACGAGCCGCGGUUCUACGAGAGUGGAUUAAAGGAGCAGAAUCACUUGAGCGAGUAUGUGAGUGCGAAUGCUGUCCUUGAGGGUGUGUUCGGUAUGAGUGGCGAUGAGAGUGUACCCGGGGGUGGAUGGGGUAGAAACGGGCUCAUUUUAACUGGCCACGAUCACACUGGAUGUGAUGUGGUGCAUUUUGUGAAUCGUACAGUGGGGGAGGAGAGUGAGUGGGGGUGGGAUGCAGUGGGAUAUGGGGACUUGGAGAGCAACAAGGAGAAGAGCAUGGGAGUCCCGGCCAUUAGGGAGGUCACAAUGCGAUCCAUGAUGGGGGAGUAUGGGGGGUAUGCUGGGUUGUUGUCGGUAUGGUUUGAUGGCGAGUGGCAGUAUCGCAUUCAGAUGUGUGCUGCGGGUGUGCAGCAUGUAUGGUGGGCGGUGCAUGUGUUGGAUGUGGUGACUGCGGUGUUGGUGUUGAUAUUCCUAUGUGGUUCUGGACAGGCGUCUAGUGUAGUAUCUGCUGGAAAAGAUACCCAGGCGCGAAGGAAGACCAAGGAGAAGGAGAAGAAGGAGCAAUAAGUACAGUAUGAUAUGGUCUAUAUAUAGAUAGAAGCAUCCAUCCCCAGUAUAGUAGUACUAUAUAGUAAAAAGUUGAUUAGAUCACUCUGACAAG
Aspergillus sclerotioniger CBS 115572 is the source of this 1895-nucleotide messenger RNA. RefSeq lists its product as uncharacterized. The record is from RefSeq and is a predicted model, not a curated record. Gene Ontology annotation, cellular component: endoplasmic reticulum. Lineage: Eukaryota; Fungi; Ascomycota; Eurotiomycetes; Eurotiales; Aspergillaceae. Bases 113 to 1801 code for a protein of 562 amino acids. Gene Ontology annotation, biological process: GPI anchor biosynthetic process. The transcript has a single exon.